Messenger RNA from Vitrella brassicaformis, 1189 nucleotides. Lineage: Eukaryota; Vitrellaceae. The record is from the annotation of a GenBank genome assembly.
GUGCAUCGAUCCGAUCGUGUGUAUGUGUGUGUGUAUCUUAUCAGCCGUGCCAGUGCGUGUCGGUCGGUGUGUGUAUCAUUCAUGCCAUGCCAUGUAUGCAUGUGUGUAUGUCUAUCUAGUUAUCUACGCGGAUUUGGAUGCCUUGCGCGCCUUGCUCUUGCUCUUGGCCUUAGACUUGGUCUUGGGCUUGGACUUGGAGAUGGUCUUCUUGGCCUUGGCCUUGGCCGACUUCUUGGCGCUCGCCCUCUUGGCCUUGGCUUUGCUCUUGGGCUUCUUCUCGGGCUCCGCUGCGCCAAGCCAUCCAUCGUACAUAAAUACAUACAAGGAGACAGACAGACAGACAGACAGACAGACACAGAGAGAGGGAUUGGGGUGAUUGGGGAGGGGUUCUGACCUUCAACGAACACAUAGGUACCUUCACCCAACAAAUCGAAAACGGCCUGCAUCUCCUCCUCCUCCUAAAUGUGUCCACACACACACAAACACACGAUGCAGCCAACAUGAGAGAGACGAUUGGUGUGUGGUUUACCGCAGCCUGGGCGGCAGCGACGGCGGCCUUCGACGCGCGCUUCGACGGGGUCUUCUUGGGCGUUGCCUUCUUCGGGCUGCAAAUACAGCACUCCACAUAUGCAUGGGGCCGUAUUGUGUCUUGCGCUGGAAUUUGUUGAUCUCACGUGGCGGCCUUCUUGCGCGGGGUCACGGUCUUCUUGGGCGCGGCCUUCUUCGAUAUCCUGACACGGCACACACACGCAGACGCCACAAAAGGCUCAAAAAUGCAAAGGAAACGCAUCGGAAAUCCUCUCUAAAAGACCCCCAUGCAUGCGAGAAGGAGACACGGCCUGGAAGGCCUCACUUUUCUGCCCUUUUCUCUCUCAGACUGUCCUUCCUGUCGACCUACGUCUUCUUGGGCGCGGCCCUCUUGGGCUUGGCACCUGCAGCACACACAGCAACGACCGAAAUGACGUCCCGCCAACAUGGGGGCUCACGAGAAUGCACGAAUACGGCACGAAACGACCUCCUUUCUUCGCAUUUUUGUCAUUCUCACCGGCAGUCCUCGUGGCAACAGCUCUGGCGACCAUUUUGAUACGAUGGGAGAGGCCUCAGCGAUACGACAACGUCAACACUCAGCUCAGACAGGGGGAGCGACGGUCAGGGCGGUAGCCGGGGGACCGGGGAUGCACAACAAGCG